AUGUCAGGCGAUAUUAUCCGGAGUAGUUUUCGGACCCAAGGAAACAGUGAUCAAUCUUGUCCAGUCUUUAACACGUUUAAUGUCAGCUAGCCUGUAUGUAGAACAGAUUCCUAUGUAUCUAGACUCCGAUAAAAAUAUUAAAAUAUGGACAAUCAAGGACUGUCAGCUAUCUACCGAAAUGACCGUCAAAUUGUGGUCCUGUCUCAGAUCCUUCACCUCACUGAAACAUCUCAGCAUCUCAGACUCCUCUUUCAGUUUCCCUUCAUCUCCUUCUGAGCUUCCAUCCGUUACAAAGUUAUCGGCUGAGAGAUUGACGUCACAAAGCUACACAGGUCUGCUCUCAUCGCUACCUCGCUUGAGAGCGAUCGAUAUCACUAUCGAUGAUGCGGAGAGAGACAUACCUCAGAUCAAUGCUGGUCUUCGUCGGACCAGAGGACAGCACCUCAAACACAUCAGGCUUAAAGCACUGUCAUCACUCCCAUCAGAGAAGAAGAGUGCUUCGAGAGAGACGAUGAGAGGAUUGGGUCUUCUGAUCGAAGAACAAACCAAGAACCUGCAGCGUCUACAUCUGGCUGGGGUGGAGUCCUUGGAUGAAGAAAGCCUGGUUGACCUCAUCGAGUGUUGCAGACGCGUGAAGACGGUGUCAGAUGUGUGGUUCUACUUGUGUGGUACUAAAAAGGGCGGCAAACUAGAAUCUCAUCUUAAAGGUCUUCACACAUCUCCACGCGGCGACCUCAAUGUGCAUGUUUAUCAUGAUGGUAAUUUCCAGGAUGACAAAUCUUAUAUCAUUACUCACACUCGUUGAGUUUCAGCGAUGGCUACACACUACCGGUCAAGCUGACCUGUACCAUUGCCUUCUACCUGACAAAUUCCACUAUGCUCGUUGAAGGACCUCAUACAUCAUGUCUUAUAUUGACUAAGUUACACUAAUAACUACGAUCAAGCGGAUAUACGUCACUAUAUUUAAGGGGUUGAUCGUUAUUUCAAAAUCGAAAAAAUAGAAACGAAAACAGACACACUCAUUUGUUUUCGUCUCACCCUCAUCAGAAUAAAUCGCAAGAACGAACGCGCGCUUUUUCCUGUAGCUUCCACUUAUGCUGUCAAGUUUCGGCUUUUUUAAAUUAAUUAAUGCGAUUUACUCCGAUGAGGCCAAGACGAAAAGCCUUAAUUUGUCUGUUUUCGUUGGUUUCACUAUGGUUCAUGAUGUAAAGUACCAUAAUUAAAGAUAAAACAUUGGUAUAUUACGUAAUGAAUGAAUC
Strongylocentrotus purpuratus (purple sea urchin) is the source of this 1259-nucleotide messenger RNA. RefSeq lists its product as uncharacterized. The transcript has 5 exons. The record is from RefSeq and is a predicted model, not a curated record. NCBI's taxonomy places the organism in Eukaryota, Metazoa, Echinodermata, Echinoidea, Camarodonta, Strongylocentrotidae. The coding region runs from base 80 to 805 and encodes 241 amino acids.